AUGAAAAAUGCCACGCAAAAACCUGAUGUUUUACCAAUCUACCUGGUUACAGUAAACAACACAGAUGAUAUCGCAAAGCUGUUGAAAAUCAAAACGAUAGCUUCCUUCAGAAUCAGGUGGGAUCCAUAUAGAAAUAUUAAAAAAGUACCGCAGUGUUUUCGCUGUCAACAAUUCGAACAUGGCAUCACUAACUGUCACAAUCCACCGAAAUGUGUCAAAUGUCCUCUAUCUCAUCUGACCAGCGAAUGUCCAAAUUCAAAAGACAUACCAGCUAUCUGCGCUAACUGCCGAGGACUACAUCCAGCAAGCCACCGACUAUGUCCAAAGUACAUCGAACACCAGAAAAAAGUUGAACAGCACCAACUAAAUCGCAAGAAAACCAAUAACAUAGAUAAAGCAAUCACUCCACAUCAUAACCAGUAUCCGGCACUCCCAAAAAUAAAGACACGACAUGACUCAUAUAUUCCAACGAAAAUGAUUCAUGAUAUACAUAUUCCAACUACGCAAGACAUCAACGUGCAAUCAGCAUGGGCUAAUACAACCACUGGAACGAAGCAAAUAAUACAAAAGCCACAAUGGACUACACACAUCAGCAGUAGUAUAGCUCCAAGAGGUAAUAACAUCGCUAGUGAUGGUAUUAGUGUAAGUGAAAAUGAUAAUAUAGAUAUGCAAAGUAAAACACCUUAUCAUUAUAAUAAAAUCCAACAAGUAUUAGAACUUAAUGAACUAAUAAUAGAAAUAGGUAAACUUAAACAAAUCUGUGAUAUUAAACAAUUGAUUGCUAAUGUAAAAUAA
This is a messenger RNA of Microplitis mediator, 795 nucleotides long. RefSeq lists its product as uncharacterized. The record is from RefSeq and is a predicted model, not a curated record. The coding region runs from base 1 to 795 and encodes 264 amino acids. The transcript has a single exon. Lineage: Eukaryota; Metazoa; Arthropoda; Insecta; Hymenoptera; Braconidae.